This is a messenger RNA of Mytilus trossulus (common blue mussel), 5892 nucleotides long. Its product is annotated as serine/threonine-protein kinase LMTK2-like. Bases 135 to 3179 code for a protein of 1014 amino acids. The record is from RefSeq and is a predicted model, not a curated record. NCBI's taxonomy places the organism in Eukaryota, Metazoa, Mollusca, Bivalvia, Mytilida, Mytilidae. The transcript has 12 exons. Gene Ontology annotation, molecular function: protein kinase activity; ATP binding. Gene Ontology annotation, biological process: protein phosphorylation.
GUCAACAAUGACCAGUCUAAAGGUAUUCCGAAAGAAGAUUAAAAAUGGAAAGACGAAAGGGGAGAAUUAAACAAAUUAUUAAGGCACACCUUCUUGUUAUGUGAAUGCAGAGAGUAUAAAACUAACAUAGCAGGAUGAUAGACAUAGCUGUACUGGCGGGAGUGGCUAUUGUCAUUUCCUCUGUUGUGAUGGUAUUUGGAUGUGUUUGUCAUCUGUUUAAGAGAGGAUCAGGAUUCACAACAUUUGAAAAUGAUUUGGAGGGUGGCUUUGGAAACACAGUCUUUUCCCAAGAUACCUCUGAUAUAUCACAAGUUACAUUUGAGACCAUCCCAGAUAUACUAGCCAAGACAGUGACUGCUACAGCAUUGAGGCCUAGAAUAUCCUGUACCAAUACAGAAAUACAGAAACAGAGUGCUAAACGAGUCGCAUCCUUUAAAGCUUUUCCCAGGAGUCAUCUGACCUACAUAAAAGAAAUGGGUGUUGGUUGGUUUGGUCAGGUACUUGUAAGUGAAGCGUACAACAUGGUGACAAGUAGUAGGAGUACACGUGUUGUUGUUAAAAUGAUGAAGGAUGACGCUAACUCUACAGAACAACAACUAUUCCUUCAGGAUCUCUCAGUCUACAGAGAGAUGGACCAUCCCAAUGUAUUGAAGUUACUAGGACAAUGUACAGAAGCCUCUCCUUUCUUAACUAUUGUUGAGUAUGCUAGCAUGGGAGAUCUGAAGAGUUACCUGAGAAAAGAACGACAGAUUGUAAAAACGAUGAAGGAUGGUAUAGUGAGGAUGCAGUUCUUAACAGACAUGGCGUCAGGACUGCAAUGUCUUCAUGUCAAUGGAUAUCUUCAUCAUGAUUUUGCUUGUCGUAAUUGUGUGGUGAUGUCAAAUAUGACUGUAAAGAUUGGGGAUUAUGGUGUAGCUGAAGACCACUUUAGGGAGGACUAUUAUGACAAUGGCCAGGAUCUUUUACCGAUCAGAUGGAUGGCUCCAGAGAGUAUAUCGUUAACUAAUUCUAUUUGGCAAGUUACUGAGUUCACUAAACAGUCCAAUAUGUGGAGUUUUGGAGUAGCCAUGUUUGAAGUAACUGAAUAUGGACACCAACCUUAUAAAGAUCUCUCAGAUGAAAUGGUCUUACAGAAUAUGAUUAAAGCUUAUCCAACAAGUAUAGAGCUACCCCACACAGACGAUCCUAUCAAAUCACAAUUGUACCAGAUGAUGCAGCUGUGUUGGCAGGACUCGUCACAUCGUCCACAGAUAGAGGAGAUUCAUGCUCAGCUUCAGAAGAUUCAAUCUGAAAAAGAGGCUGCAGAUGAAGCAGAGUUUGAGAGGAAGUGGGCCAAGAUGUCCACACGGGAAGCUAGAGUUGUUAAAGUUGAAGUUCAUGCUAGUGAUAUUUCGGGAAUCAAACAUAAUGUUGUGGAUGACAUUUGUGCAGCAGAUUUUAAUUCCAAUUCCUUGCCUACUCACAUCAAUGCUGAUGAAAAGGGAGACAACUUUAAUUGUGAAAUUGUCAGUGGUAGUAUAGGACAUGACAGUCCUAUUAGUACUCCUAACAGACCUACGGUCCAUCGUUCUACUAGUACACCUGUAGGGUCUAAUAAAGAUUCAAACAAAGUCAGUAAUUCUCAGCCUAGUACUCCUUUAUCGUCAGUAAGAGAUACGAACAAAGUCAGUAAUUCUCAGCCUAGUACUCCUCUAUCGUCAGUAAGAGAUACGAACAAAGUCACUAGAUCUCAACCUACUACUCCUCAAGUGUUCGCCAAAGAUGUAAAUAAAGACAGUUAUUCUCAGAUCAAUACAUCUAAAGUUUCAUUGGAUGACAGGAACAAUGUCAGAAAUUCUCAGUCCACCACAGAUGAGGUCAAAUUUAGUAAUAGUGCUCAAAUCCUUACAAACAAGUACCAAACUGAUAUUAGACCUCAGCUAGCUACAAACAAUGACCAAGCCCUUAUUUCUACUGACAAGGAACCAGUAAAGCUUAAUAACAGUAUACCGGACAUAUGUUUAAAUGGUACAAAAAUAGAGGACAGUCCUAGUUCAGACAGUAGCUUUUGUGAGACACAAUUAGAUUUAACAGUAGAUAAAGAAAGUAAAAAUUCACAAAGUGUCAUUCCCGGUGGUAUGGAUAGAAGCCAAGAGAAAAAACAUAAAAACGAGAAUAGCGUUAGUUUUGCAAAUAAUGAAGUUACAAAUUCACGAGAUCCUUCGGGACAAUUUAAUAGUGUUGAUAGUAUUAUAGAUUUUGAAGAAAAUUAUGGCGAAACUCCUAAUAGUGUUCAUAAACAAGAAAUGUUAGAUAACUUGCCAAAUAAGGACAAUGUUGAAGAUAUCUAUUCUGAAACAAAUGAUAAAUCAGACAAUAUUGACGAUUUGUCAGAUGAGAAUGAAGAGGAUGAGGCUGAGAAACUAAGACUGUUAAAGCUAACUCUAUCUGGUGUUUUAUUAUCGACAGACGUUAAAAGUUCCGUAGAUGAAAAUAGUGGAAUAUCUAGUCCAACAUCAGACGACAUGGAUAUUGCACGUGAAAUUUACAUUUCAAAGGGCAUGUCUGCUCCUCCCUCUAAAUAUACAUCAACUCGUAGUCUAAAUACAAUUCUGGAAGAUGAACUUCUGUGUGAGGAUGAACCUCAGACUAAAGCCUUCUCAAACGAACUAAAGUUUGUUGAACCUUCAGAGGAGUACAAUAUGUCUGAUUCUUUCAUAGACAGUUUUGAAUGGGAUGACUACAUUGGAGAUGAACUAGUGGGCCGGGUCCGUAGUAGUGACAUAUCUCCAAGAGAGUCCAUUGAUUUUCCAGAUUGGACAAUGGAACAAGACUCCUCUAGUCAAGACAGUGAAAUUCAUAAUGACUCCAAAAACGAUGCUAAUCGGAGUGGAAAAUCAGGAAGAAAAAUUAAUGCAUCUAACUUGUCAGACUCUGAGGUAAAGAACAGUCCACUUGGAGCUAUGGCUUCUUCUAAAAGUCCAAAGAGUCCGCUUGGAGCUUUGGCUUCUACUAAAAGUCCAAAGAGUCCGCUUGGAGCUGCUGCGCAUUCUUAUGUAAAACAUAUCCUCUCUAAUCGUUCAUCUAACACUAAUAAGAAUGUAUCUUUCUACUCCUUCUCUCAUAAUACCGACCAGGACCAGGAGCAUGGUACCAGUACUACUCCCCAAUAUAACCCUAUGGAUGAAUGGGAAAUAUGACACACAAGGAUUCUGAUGAAGACACUACACUACUGGAUACAGAUAAGACUCUGACAGAAGAUGGUGUGGAAAAGGAGUAGAAAAGUCUGACAGACAAUCCAGUUGUUUCGAAAUAUUGCUUUAUAUUUGCUGUGUGAUAUCUUAAUUCACAAAAAAAAUGUUACAGAAAAGUGCUUGAUGUCUGCAAUGUCUGCAAUGUCAAAUUUUGUUGAUUUCACAAUUUCGACUUAUUUUCGGCAGACAUAUGGUGUGAUAUUUUCGUGUUUAUUUUGAAAUCAAUUUAACUGGAAAACAAUUGUUAAUCCUUGUGGAAUGAUUUGGUUUAAAUUGUUUUGGUUAUUAUAUACCGGUACAUUAAUGCCAAAAUUAAUGAGUAAGAGCUUGUGACUUUGAAUUCCCUCGUUUAUCGUUUGAAGAGGAAAUAGAUACUAUUUAUAUUUAAAAACAGUCUUGUAUAAUUAAAAAAACUACUAAACUUUUAUGUCACAAGAGGACAGAAGUGCUUUCAAUCCACAAAUUUUGUAUAUAAUAUAUUAUAUUAAUAAUAUUGAAAUAACAGUAUUGGUUUAAUCACAUUUAUUGCCGAUUUCACAGAUUUAAGUAUCCAGCGCCAUCUGUGGUUAUUAGUGUACAUGAAAACAUCAUUUAACAAUCGAUUUAAAUAUUUGUGUUAUGACAUUGAUUACUCUGACCCAAGAACCUUUAUAAAUCCUGGAUAUAGAAUUCCAUAAUUCAUCAUCGAAUACAUUUGGGGAAAUUGCUGAUGACUAUCAGGUGAUGUGUUUAAUUGAGACAAAACAUUUAAAUAAACUUCUGUACAGUGUAAACAAACUGUUCCUCUUUGUUGUUAAUAUAAACUUAGACCACGAACCAGUUAAGGGACAGACUGCAACUUCAAUGAAACUUUCAAACAGAAUUUUUAAAUAAAUCUUGAUAUUUUAGAAUUUUUACUUUGACAGAUAAGAAAGAUGAAUUAGAAUGAUUCCCCUUUAGAAUCCCUCUUGGGAAAAGAUUUAAGUUAAUUGUUCAAGAAAUCAAUGUUUAUUUUUGAUGCAUGACAGAUACAAACCAUUUUAUACUUUAAUGUUUAUUUGCUCUUAGUGUGUAAACUGUGUUCAGUUAGGCCAGAAUGAAGAUAGUUUUAGUGUCUCAACAACCUCUCAGCAUCAUCUUUUUCAUUAGUUUUGAUAAAAAAAACCAGAACAUUGAUAUUCAUAACUUUUAGUGUUUAUUCCCUCAUACCAAAUUAUUUUUUAAGAAAAGAAAUUUAAGAUGAAAAAAAAUACAAACUUAUUUUCCAAUAAAAUAUUAAUAAAAAAAAAAGAAAGAAAACCAAUCUUUCUCAUUAGAAAUUAAGAAGAUUUGGUGAGUAGGCCUUACAUAUAGAGAUGACAACUCAAAAUUUAGUUUGGUGUAGUGUUACAUUAAAAACUUUUAAAAGUUUCAUUUUUAAUGGAUUUCAGCAAGUUGAAUUGAGAAAUUUCUUCCUUUUUUUCUUCAAAAUUUUGAAAGCAUUCAUAUUUGUCAUUGCUCUAUCACCUUAAAAUGAUUUGACAACCAAAGAAAUAUUCCCAUCUUAUGGUUUUUUAAACAUAGAUAAAAUAAGUAUUUUUACAUAAACACUUUUCUUAAGGAAGUGAUGGUAAAGCCUAUUGAGACAGCAACCCAACACCAACACUCAAGUAUGUAAGGUGUCUAGUUGAUCAACAUAAAGCCAUCACCAAAGUCCAACUAUACCAAAUAUCAAGCCUAAACCUUCUAUUUCAAUGCAAGCUCAAAAUCAUCUUAACCUUCUUCGGUUAAGUCAAGUUUUUUCAUUAACAAUUGAUUUAUUUAUAAUGGUAGAGGUCAGGGAACUAACAUUAUUUUGUGCUGGGACCAUUUCUAGUUUUAUUUUGACUUAAAUAAAAUUAAUUAAAUUAGCCUUUUUACCUAGUUUAUUUUAAUUGGUUGAUCGUAAUUAGCAUUUAUUUAAUAACACUGCUUAUAAAAUGAAAAAAAAGAGACGGCUCCUUUCAAAAAAGUAUUUUACUUAUAUUAGCAAUGAUUUAGGUUAUUCAAUUAUCACAAACUUGAUAUGUUUUGGUAAAAUAAGAUGUAUUUUGUGCAUAUAUUUUAUAAACAGAAAAUAUAUUUAAGUAAUUACAAACAUUUUUAUAUUUCAACUUAAACUAAAUACACCACAUUUGAAAAUACCUUUGAAAGUUCAUAAGAUCAACAUUAUCUAGUUGCAUUCUCAUUAUAAGAGUAAAAUUGUCUCUGUUGUGUUUCAUUGGUUUAAAAAAUACCCACUGGACAAACAGUCAACAUCCUGUAAAUAGAAGUUAUGAAAUUUUUAGUACAUUUAGUCAAAGUCCACACUUUAUAAUAAGCACAUUUAAAUGAUAAAACAAAAUUUCAAUGUAUUUAUUUAAUAGCUAUCAAUCAAUAUGCAAAUGACUGCAAUAGCUGUCCUGUUUAUUGUCAAUGAACAACAAGAAUCCUACUGAUGAAAAAGUGAGGAUAAGUUCCUCCACAUACACUGAUAUGUGAUUGAUAGGGAACUUUCAAUGGUAUUAUUAAAUGUAGUGUAAAUGUAACUUAUUUAUAUUAAUCAUGUAUAACUAGUCAUAUCUAAUAUAUUAUAUUUAUUUUAAUAAGAGAUUCUAAACAUGGUGCAAUUGUCAGUAAUAUUUAUUCAUAUUCGUUCAUGUUCAUUCACAAAUUUUGUUUA